This is a messenger RNA of Saprolegnia parasitica CBS 223.65, 2508 nucleotides long. RefSeq lists its product as hypothetical. Gene Ontology annotation, molecular function: lipid transfer activity; protein binding. Bases 28 to 2454 code for a protein of 808 amino acids. NCBI's taxonomy places the organism in Eukaryota, Oomycota, Saprolegniomycetes, Saprolegniales, Saprolegniaceae. Gene Ontology annotation, cellular component: cytoplasm. The record is from RefSeq and is a predicted model, not a curated record. Gene Ontology annotation, biological process: intermembrane lipid transfer. The transcript is spliced from 7 exons.
GCUUUGCGGUGCCAUUUCCGGAGAGACAUGGAGCAGCCGCGGAGUCCGUCGCCGGUCCCGCGCCGCAGCCCGUCGGACCAGAUCGAGCACCUCACGCAGCACAUGUCCAUGAAGGUCGCGACGAGCGUGCUCGCCGAGAUGAAGCUACGCUCGCGCAGUACCGUCUCCAUGGCGCGGGGCGACUCGUACGCGAGCAGCAACUCGAGCAGCAACGGCGACGACGACAGCAGCGACGGGUCGUCGCCCGAGACGUCGCCCAUGGCCGCCGUGGCGCCGCUUCGGUCGCCGCGCCACGCCGACCCGGAGGCCGGCGAUGCGUCGUCCACGGAGGCGCUGCUCAUGCCGGGCAAGGCGUUCCUCCAAAGCUUCUAUGCGUUCCUCAAGGAGCACCGCAAGUCACUCCGCCAGCGCAACCCGCGGCUUCAGGUCGUCCUCAACCCCCCGUGUCUGCACUACCUCGAGCACUGCUUCUACGCGAUGCUCCUCCCGCUCUACGGUCCCGAUGCGACCUGCGUCCUGCAGUGGGAGACGAAGAAAGACGCGCCGGAGGUCACGACCGACGACGCGCCGCGCGGAAUGUCCAAGACGCAGCGGAUGCUCAAGCUCGCCGGUUUCGUGCUCCACAUCGUCGACCUCCAUAUCCAGACGCUACCCGACUCGCUCUGCCUGCCGUCGCAGUGCAACCUCGGCCUCUUCUCGUCCCUUCUGUACCUUCGCCUCGACAGCAUGCCCCUCGACUUGAUCCAGGGUCUAUGGAGCUUCAAGAAGCAGCUCCUCGAACUGACGCUACUGCACAUCCCGCUACGCUCUGUCGCGGACGUCCUCGGAAGCAUCGAGCCGUACGAGGCGACGGACGCCGGCAGCCCGAUCUGGUCGUCGCUAACAUCGCUCGGACUCAUCGACUGCGGCCUCACCAAGCUCGACGCGGCGCUCGCCCUCGCACCGUCGCUCACGCAGAUCAACUUGUCCUCGAAUAUGCUGACGUCGCUGUCGCACUUGGAGAACUGUCCGCAGCUGUCGCAUGUCAACGUCAGUGGCAACGCGCUUCUGCAUUUGGACGGUGCGCACCGGAGCCUUGCGAACGUCACGUCGCUCGUGCUCCAUACGAACGCGCUGGCGAGCGUCAAGGGCAUCGCCAAGAUGUACGGUCUACAGACACUCGACCUCGGCCACAACGCGAUCCCGUCGCUUUCGGACGUGGCGCCACUCGCAGCGCUGCCGCUGCUGCAGUACCUCACGCUCACCGGCAAUCCGUUCGAGGUGGACGAGGAAGCCUACCGCUGCGAGGUGCUGCAGCUCUUUGGAAAAGACGUGCUCCUGGACAGCGAGCCGUGGACACCGUCGGAGCUCCAGCGCGGAUCCUUUCAGCGGCGCAAGUCGCUGGCGGUUGUGACCGAGGUCGACUGCGCGCCCAUGGAGCCGCCAUCGAGCGACGGAAGACGCCAUCACGAAGCGCGUUGGCACAAUUCGCUGGCGCCCGCCAAGCUCCACGACGUUGUCGCGCGCGUUGGCAUGACCUGCGUGCUUCUCGUGGUCGCGCAGGCCAUCGCCACGUGUCUCUGGGCCCGCGACGAAGAGAGCGAGACGUUUACAACCCUCGUUGUCAGCGGCAUCGGCGGGACCGUCCUCCUGCUGGCGCUGCCACUCUCGCUGCUCACGUAUGUGCUGCAGCAAGCGCACUUGACGUCGCCACCCGCGCCUCCCGCGAGCUCCAUGGGGUCGCCCAAGCCCCCUCUCUCGCCACGCAUGCAACGCGAGCUCGCUGCGAACCACAUGUUUCCAACUGAAGACGACGACGACGAAGCAGACGCGAUGCGCGCAUCAACCUCGACAGCAUGCUCGCUCAGCGUUUGGUCGACGGCCUUGGAAGUCCUCGUCGACAACGCCGAGCACAUGCCGCUGCAAGAUUUCUUGGCCAUGUGCCGAGAGACCGCGGGUCUCCUGCAUCUUUUGGGCCCCACGGGCGCGUUUGCGCUGAAGUCGCUCACCCCCGAGCUCGCUCGUUUGGACAUCGCGUGGCGGAACACGGCCAAGGACGCGGACGUGACGCUGCAGGCGCUCAUGGGCGCCGAAGCCCCCGACACGGACGGUCGCGACGACGUCACGAGCACGGUGCUGCGCAUCGUCCCCGUCCUCGCGUACGUCAAGAACCUCUGCCUGGAGAUGGAGAAGGACCGCGACCUCUCGCUGCGCCACUGCGCGUCCAAGGCGUACUUAACAUCGCUCGCCAAGCAACAGAAGCACGCGUGGCUCGUCCAGAAGGCCGUGCUCUCGGCUAUGCAGCUCAACCCGAUGACGCGCGAGAGCCUCGUCGGUCUCUGGCGGCCGCACGACGGCAUCGACGACGACGAUGACGACGCCGAGGCAUCGCUCAUCGAAGAGCGCCUCCACGCGUGCGGCCACAUGCUCGACAUUGUGUUGCGGCACCUCGAGACAUGGUACGAGUCACUUUAGCAUCUAUGCCAUGCCGUUAUACAUGGGUCGUCCUUGAUUUUCAGCAAUAUUUUC